UCCCACCCUUCCCUUCCCUUUCUCUGUCCUCUCCCAUGUGCACUCCCACGUCCCUUUGCCAUGUCACCCUCCUCUCUUAAUUCUCCUUCUCUCCUCCAUUGCCCUUGCCGCUCCCACACCCUUCUUCGUUCUUACUUUUUCAUACCCUUCUUUUUGCCACCAUUUCCACAUUUUCAUCGUCUUUGCCACCGUUCUCACGCCUUUCCAUCUCCUCUUACUGCUCCUUUUUAAUCGCUUUCUUUUCUCUUUCUUUUAUCCCUCGCUUUCUCUACAUCCCGCACCUUCCCAACAGCGCUCUUGAGACAACCAUUACUUUUCCCCUCCUCUUCUUUCCAUUGAUGCUUCGCAGUAUCAUGACUACCAGCACCUUGAACUUGUUCUGCCUUGUUGAUGGAGACAAAACCACGUUCUCUGUCGAGAUUGACCCAACAAAGUCAGUCGACCAUCUCAAAGACCUCGUCAAGGCCAAGCAGACUCCUGAUUUUGACGACAUCACAGCCAAGGAUCUUACUCUCUGGAGGGUCUCCAUCCCAAUCGUGCCUAAGAGCGAGCGCAAGGAAAUCUUGCUUGCUGAUGCCGCGUCAAAAGAGGAGCUUGAUGAGACAGACGACAUUGCUGACGUAUUUACCGACACACCUCCCAAGAAGACGAUCCACAUCAUCGUCCAGCGCCCUCCUCCCAAAGUCCAUGCACCUGUCCCCUCUCGCUCAUUGACUCCACUCCCUGGCUAUCCCUCGGAUGGUUCUCGUCCCAGUUCCCCUCUCUCUGGUGAUCUCCGAGCUGACAUCAAAAAAAUCGCGGACCGAUUCUUUGCUCCUGGAUCUCCUGCCUCAGCCUUUCUGGAUGCAUACGUGCGCGGUGAAAAGGCGCUCCCUGUGACUACAACUGGGAUAAAAGGGCUGCCAAAAGUCCUACGGCGAGGCGUUGUUGACAGCAAGGAUUCAGGACCAAGUCUUCUUUUUCUGGAUUUACCAAGCCCUCCAUUGAAUGUGGGCGAUCCGAUACCGGAGCGAUUUCAGUCAAAUGUUCUUUUGAGCACGCUGGAAGGUCCUAAAUUGCCGUCAGAGCUUUUCAAGCGCAAGCUGGGCCAUUCUCCAAGUUUGUCCUCACAUGUUUAUGGAUGUUUUCUUGGACCUAUUCAAGACGCUCUUUAAGAAGCUGAACGAACGUUCACUUUUCGAGUUGAUCCUGACAAGUGUCAUUCAGGACGAAUUUUUGUUGGUGCGCGAUCUGCUGACUGGUCACCGAUAUCCGAACUUCUCGGAUGGGUCCAAGUUGAGGCUGGUUGUGGACGAAGCCCAGAUUCUGAGCGACAAAGGGAGUUCAAAAUUCCGUUCUUCUUACCUGGAAACCGAUCCACGACCAAUGUUGAGCCCUGUCCUGAAUGGCUUUCGAAACGC
This is a messenger RNA of Gamsiella multidivaricata, 1400 nucleotides long. RefSeq lists its product as uncharacterized. NCBI's taxonomy places the organism in Eukaryota, Fungi, Mortierellomycota, Mortierellomycetes, Mortierellales, Mortierellaceae. The transcript is spliced from 4 exons. The record is from RefSeq and is a predicted model, not a curated record. The coding region runs from base 339 to 1154 and encodes 271 amino acids.